AGCGUAAACAUCACCGCCCCGUGGACCCUGGACCUGGUUCUAGACUAGCGUUGCGUCCCUCUCUCACCACAGACGGACGGGUGCGCUGGCCCGGUGCGGACGCGGAGCGGUGCUGUGUGCAGGAGCGGAGUGGGUGUGUGUGUGUGCGUGUGCAUGUGCACGUGCACGUGAAUGUCCACGCGUCUGUCUUCCAUCAUGUAACAGUACUCCUGCCUGAACCAGAGAUAAGGAGAAGAGAAAAAAAGCCGAAUUCGAACGCCGAUGGAAUCGUGUGUGAUGUGUCCGUUGAUGGAUCUCCGCCGUGUGUUGUUCCCGCGGUCCCCGGACGGAGUCUCGCGGGAACUCUUUCCCGCCGACGACGGGGAGAAGGACGUUAGCGGGAGCAAACGGGAACUCUUGCGACGGCUCGACCAGGACUUGCAGGAUAUCCGGGAGAUGGAGAAGCGGAAGUGGAACUUUGAUUUCGAGACCAUGACCCCAUUGCCCGGACGCUAUAAAUGGGUCCCCGUCCGCAGCUCCAGUCCCGAGGGGAGUCGGACCGAGUUCGUCUUCAACGGUCCUCCUCUAGACCACGACGACGGCAACAGCGACAAGAGCGAAAAAAGUGGGGAAAAUUCCCAUGCAGGAUCUCGGAGGAGACGGGAGAAGUCUCUCCAGACCUCUAUCACAGAUUUCAUGCAUCCGAAGAGGAAGCGACAGCGGCUGUUCAAGGCCGAUGAGUCCCCUCCGACUUCCACCAAGGAAGGGACCACGACCUAGAAGAGGAAGGGAAGCGAGAGACCCUGAAGGAAGAAGAAGAAAAAAAAGAGGGAUUAUGAUUUUUUUUUAUAAUAGUGGUUAUGGAACCAUUAUCAUCAUGCUGUGCCUGUGAAUAACCUUUCUUUUUUUGCCGGGUGGGGUCCAUCAGUACAAAGUCCAGCCCAGUUUGUGAACGAAAAGUGAGAAAGAUAGGAAGAAUCAAAAAGUUUGUCGAAAGGGAAGAGAAGAAAGGAUGGUCUGCAUUGCUCAUGGCGUGUUCUCAAGUAUUACUUUUUGUUAUUUUUCAUGAUGAGAAAUUUUCGAUCUCCGUACGAAGCGAUCUCGAUCUCGCGACGCGAGAGGUUUUUCAUCUCUUUUUUUUUCCCUCCCCCUUCCCCCAAAAUCUUCCCAUUCUCGUUCAGGGAUGCCUCGAAUCUCAGAUGAAAACCAACUAAGCAUGCCAUCUCAAUGGGACCCAAGUUCAAAGCGAUGCAGAUUCUCACAAAACUACAAAAUUUUGUUUCUUUUCGCCCCUUUUUUGUAUAGGGUGUCAUGUGUCCUUGUUAACUUAUUUGUUUUUUUUUUCUUAUUAAAAAGGAAAUUCAUGCAAUUAUGUCACUUUGGUAGCAGAGCUUUAAAAACGCCUUUUUUUCAAGACUUGAGAAAAACUUCAAAUAUGGAAAAAGCACACACACUGGGACCAUCUUUCCUAUUUUAUUUUUGCAGCACUCAUACCAUCGCACUGUCACCUUUCCCUGAAUAUAUUAAUCGUAGACCUCCGAAGUUGUAGAGCCUUCCCCGAUGUCUAAUAUUUUUCGUGCACACACAUUGUGACUCGGUGAUUUUUUUUUUGUUCGAGAGACAAACAAAAAAUGAGAUUUUUUUAAAAUGAAGGUCCUCUAGUCCUGCCCUGUAUAAAAAUAUUAUCAUCCAUACAUGUGUGGAUUAACUCCCCCCCCCCCCCUCCCGUGGA
Molecule: messenger RNA, 1711 nt
Organism: Darwinula stevensoni
Lineage: Eukaryota; Metazoa; Arthropoda; Ostracoda; Podocopida; Darwinulidae
Source: the annotation of a GenBank genome assembly